GAACGCAGGGUGCUAGUUCGGCGGCUUCGGCCAUGGAGCUGGAGCUGCCCAAUGGCCCGGUGAAGCGAGAAAUGGUUGUGCAUGAAGCAGCCGUCCGAGGAGGAGGAGGAGGAGGACAUGGCGGCGACAUGAGGAUGAGGAUGGAUGUUACCGUGAGGAUCAACGCCGACAUGUUUCACUGCCCCAUCUGCUUCCGCCCCUUCAAGCCUCCCGUCUUCCAGUGCGAAGGCGGGCACUUGGCUUGCGGCAGCUGCGUCGUGGAGCUCCCCUGGCAACAGUGCGGCAAAUGCGAGCACGGCGGCGACUUCCACGCCUGCCCCUUGCUCGACACCUUCGUCUCCUCGGCCAGCGUCCAGUGCGACCACCACGGCUGCGGGCGCUACGUCACCUACCACGAGGCCGGCCAGCACCGGAGCGCGUGCCCGCACGCGCCCUGCUCCUGCGCGCUGCCCGGCUGCGGCUUCCUCGGCCCGCCGCCGGCGCUCCUCCUUCACCUCAACGCGCUGCACUCAGUGCCCGUGCACGACGUCCCGUACAGCAAAGCGCUCCUGCUGCAGGUACAGGCGUCGCCGGAGCCGCGGCACCUUCUUCGCGGGGAGGAGGACGGCCGCGCGUUCCUCCUGGUCGCCGGCGCGCACGGCCCGGGCGCCGCGGUCACCGUGUCUGUCGUGUGCAUCAGAGCGGGCGCGUCCCCGUCGCCGCGCUACUCGGUCAAGCUGUGGGCCAACGGGCCACCGCCGCCGGCCAACCGCAAGAUGGACACCAUCUGGGCGGACUUUGAGGCGACGAGCAGCACGUCGCCGGGCACCGUCGCCCUGGAGGAGCUGACGUCUUUCUUGACGGUACCACCGCGGUAUCUACAUGGGGCUGGGGCGUCCAAGGAGUUGCCUCUCCACGUUCGCAUCGACAAGAUCACCUCCUGA
Triticum urartu is the source of this 923-nucleotide messenger RNA. The record is from RefSeq and is a predicted model, not a curated record. Lineage: Eukaryota; Viridiplantae; Streptophyta; Magnoliopsida; Poales; Poaceae.